AUCACAUCAAUACUCAACAUGGGGUCAUUCACAGAAGAUUCAAUAAUCACUAUCUUUGAGAAGUUGACAGACGAGGGUAUAAUCAUUUACGGUCCGCACGAGGUGGUCAAGAAAGAUUAUAAUGGUUUUCCUAUCGAAUUUCGUAUCUGCCCUUCCCUAACCAGAAAACCCCACACCGUGGGAGCUGCAUUGGACCCAACAUACCAAAAAGCGCGAAAAUGGGGUCCAGGCAGCGACAUGUACGUGCCAGAUGAGCGCCUAGUCCUUGCACGAUUGGGCAACACUCACGACCUGGCAUUGAACCUGUUUUGCGUGGACAAGCCACAACUUAUCUUGCUCACGGUGGAUUCUUAUCGAAGGCAGCACGAGCCUCUGGACCGUGAGGAUUUUGCGGCUGCUUUGACAACGAUGGACAGCCUUCCAAACAUGUACAUCAUUUAUAACUGUUCAGAGAAGGCAGGCUGCAGUCGUGUUCACAAGCAUAUGCAGGGAUUACGAGGACCUCCGGAAGCUUUUGAGGCGUAUGUAGAGGGAAGCAAUGGCCAGACCACAGUGCCGAUCUUGUACUUCAGCUGGCAUUUUGUCGACGGAUUUGGGAAGACGGCCGCCGGGGAUUUAGAGCACAAUUAUCGGAAACUAUUGGACCAAGCGAAAAGUGCUACCGACUGUCUUGAAGGGGAAAUAUGUCCCCACAAUGUAGUUCUUUGGAAGGACUGGAUGAUAGUCAUCCCCAGAAGGAACGCUUUCGUAGAGAAGGCCAGCGCAAAUGCUGCAGGGAUGCUAGGUUCGGUUUGGGUCCCUGAUCAAUCUUUGGUGGAUGAAUGGAUCCGGAUCGGGCCGCUCAAUGUGUUCAAGGGACUGGGUAUUCCCCGAUAG
Molecule: messenger RNA, 876 nt
Organism: Aaosphaeria arxii CBS 175.79
Lineage: Eukaryota; Fungi; Ascomycota; Dothideomycetes; Pleosporales
Exons: 2
Coding region: 19-876 (285 amino acids)
Biological process (GO): nucleotide metabolic process
Molecular function (GO): ATP binding; ATP:ADP adenylyltransferase activity
Source: RefSeq, a predicted model, not a curated record